CCACAGCCUUUACUCUUUUGUCUUCAAUUAACAAUGAGCCGUCCUCUAAAAGAACGCGUUGCUAAGAUCACAUCUCUAAAAGAUGUCGAAAAACAAUUUAGCCUCAUACCCAAGCUUUUUAAAGAAAAAGAAAAUGAUUCUAAUUGGGAAGGAAGACUUGAAGUCUUAAAAAAUUUGCGUGAAAUCCUCCGUUGCUCAGAACUCCUUUCUGAGCAUAAGGAGGAUAUUAGCGCCGGCCUCUGUAAAGAGUUGCCAGGCCUGGUUAACGGCAUUCAUAGCCUCCGAAGCUCGGUGGGUGUAGAGGCCCUGGCUUUCCUGACCGACCUUGGUCAAAAGCUGGGGCACACCCUUGAUCAACGUGCCGUCGUUGUUAUCGCUGACGCGAUGCUAAAGUGCAGCGUCAGCACAAAGAAAUUAACAAUGCUGAAGCUUGCUGAGGCAUCUGGAGAAUUUUAUAAAAACACCAGCUUCCACCUCUCUGUGCUUCUCAAGUUAUGUAGAACAAGGUCCGAUAAAAAUGUACAGCUUCGCCAAUAUGCAUGUAAGAAUAUCACAAUCAUCUUGGAAACACAUGCAUCCAAAGAACAUGUCAAAAAAAUCAUCGAUACGAGCACUGGACUCUCCUCCAUCGAAGCAUUCUUGAAAACCGGUCUUUCGGAUGCUUCGCCUACUGUAAGAGAAUCUUGUAGAGCGUUAUUUAAGACAUAUAAUCAGUUAUGGCCUGACAACGCUGGCAUAUUUUGUCAAUCAUUGGACUCAGCAACUCAAAAGCAGUUACAAAAGACGGUCCCAGUUCUGCGAUUUGUUAAAGCAUCCACCGCGUCACCAAAGACACGAACUGGAUCUCAAACGCCCUCGCCCACCACCUCCAAAGUACUCUUAAAACCCAAGACACCCUCACCCACCGCCUCUAAAGUACUUUUAAAACACAAGACACCCUCGCCUAUUACCUCCAAAGAGAAUAGACCCCGUCCCAAGACACCAUCACCCACCGCGUCUCAUCUGCUCGCAAAUCCAAAGACACCCUCAUCCACUACUUCCAAGGUGAUUUUAAAACCCAAGGUGCCCCCAUCAGCCACCUCUAAACGAAUUAUACUUCGUCCCAAGACACCAUCACCCACCACGUCCAACCUGCUUCCAAAAGCAAAGACACCCUCACCUACCACUUCGAAGCUGCUCCUGAAACGCAGGACACCCUCGCCAAUUUUAUCACGAGCAGCCAUGAAACCAACUGUAGCGAUUAAAGCAGCUAAAGCAGCUAAAGAGGCUAAAGAGGCUAAAGAGGCGAAAGAGGCGAAAGAGGCGAAAGCGGUGAAAGCAGCUAAAGCGGCCAAAGAAAUGAACAAGUCUGCCGAGGAAGCGUCUCUUUUGCUUGGGAUGCUCAAGAACGACGACCCACAGGUCCAAUGUGACGGCCUAAGAAUAUUGGCAUCUAGAUUACAGAAAGUAGAAUACUCGCCAACAUCUGCUGGUGCCAACUUACCGGCUAAUGUACCGAACAAGAUGGAUUUGCUGAAUAUUCUGAUGGAUUUGUUGACAAGUAAUGAUCGGGAUAGAGCAGUUUACGAAGCCUUAAUGGGAUGGGAAAGUAUUGCAGGUAUUUUUAUGUAUAUCAUGGCAUUCAACUACUACUGCCCAACGCUUGUGAUUGCUGCACAUCAACGACUUGAAAAACCAGGCAAAAUCACUGAAAUCAAUCAGAUAUACAGUAAAGGUUUAAAACGCGUAAAGAUGUUUUUAAAGCGAAAUGAUCCCUUGUUGGCUAAACGAUUAUUGGACAUGUUGGAAUCACUCAAAGGCGAUCAAAAACUGUUAGAUGCAAGUGUCAAGCAAGACUUCUUAUUAAAUCCAUCCUACAAGCAGGCCUUGCAAUGUGGUUUAUUAGCUUGGAUGAACGAGAUCUUGGGAGAUUAUGUUGGUUUGGCAGAGGAUGAGGAUCCCGAGACAUUAAAAGAAGGUGAAGGUUUCUUGGAUGUUGUGAACGGUGGAUCGUGUGCUGAAGAAUGGUUUGAUUCCUCACAGAACAUCCAGUCUUAUGUCGCUUUUGUUAUUGGAUCAUUGUUGGAUACAAGCAGUCUGGAAGAAUCGUAUUCUUUACUCUGUAGCAUGGCCCAAAAAUUAAAAUUGGCAAAUCCUAGAGUAUUUGCUAAUGAGACCGUCAAUUCUGAAAAUCAGGUACGCAUUGAGAAUGCCUUGAUGCCACCCGUGAUUACAGACAAGAAGCCCUUGGCACGCUCCGCUCCUUUCGACGAUGAUUUGCACGUUGAGAAAAAACGACGUCAAAUCCCUGCAUAAUGAAGGAACCAAUACUGCGUAGAACUCAAACGAAUCAUAACAACAAAGAGAAGAACAAUAUAACUAUCAAUGCUUAUAAAAAUAGGAAUUACUGUCACCCUUGAACAAAUCACCGCAGCCAUUGCUAGCGACAUCAACACCAAUUAUAAAAACAUGGUUGCUAAACGAUACAAGACCUUGGGUCUCACUCUUGUCA
Messenger RNA from Mucor mucedo, 2491 nucleotides. RefSeq names its product clasp N terminal-domain-containing protein. Gene Ontology annotation, molecular function: microtubule binding. The record is from RefSeq and is a predicted model, not a curated record. Lineage: Eukaryota; Fungi; Mucoromycota; Mucoromycetes; Mucorales; Mucoraceae. Gene Ontology annotation, biological process: mitotic spindle assembly. The transcript has 4 exons. Bases 34 to 2295 code for a protein of 753 amino acids. Gene Ontology annotation, cellular component: microtubule organizing center; mitotic spindle; mitotic spindle midzone.